AUGUCAGAAAUAACUUCAACAAGUACUCCUCCUCCCACUACUACUCCUUCAACAAGUACUACUACACCUUCAACAAAUGAAAAGGGUGAAGAGCCAAUCCCAGGACUUGUUAAAUCAGAGUCAUUAUUAGAGACAUUUGAUGCUCAAUUGGAAAUUGAACAAACUAAUCCAAAUUCACCAUUAUAUUCUAUUAAAUCAUUUGAAGAACUUGGUUUGAAACCAGAAAUAUUAAAAGGUGUUUAUGCAAUGGGAUAUAACAAACCAUCUAAAAUUCAAGAAAAUUCAUUACCAAUUAUAAUACAAUCAAGCGAAAAUUUAAUAGCACAAUCACAAUCUGGUACAGGUAAAACAGCAGCAUUUACAUUGGGAAUGUUGAAUUGUGUAGAUGAGACGAUUCAAGAACCACAAACCAUAUGUAUAUGUCCAUCACAAGAAUUGGCUGUACAAAUAUUUGAAGUGGUCAAGAAAUUGGGACAAUUUACAACGAUCAAACCGAUUCUAGUCAUUAAAGAGGUGGAUUUACCUCGUACGAUUACCAACCAAAUCAUUAUUGGAACACCCGGUCGUUUGAUUGAUUGUAUUGGUCGUCGUCAAAUUGGAUUGAGAAAGAUGAAAAUGUUAGUGUUGGAUGAAGCAGAUCAUAUGAUUGGUGUCAGAGGAAUGACAGAGCAAUCUGAACGUAUCAAGGAUCUCUUGCCAAAGGGUAUCAAGAUCCUCUUAUUCUCUGCCACCUUUUCAUCGUCUGUAGACAAUUACACCAAACAAUAUGUACCAGAACCAAGAGUAUCAAUUCGUCUCAAACGUGAACAAUUGUCAGUCGAUAAAAUACUUCAAUUCUAUAUCGACUGUGAAUCACCUUCAAACAAACCACACAUCCUUUCAGAUAUCUAUGCUUAUAUUAGUGUUGGUCAAAGUAUUGUUUUUGUUCAUACAAUUGAAACAGCAAAAUCAUUAGCAAAUAAAAUGAGGGAAGAUGGACACUCGGUAUCAUUAUUAUUUGGACAAGGAAAUACAACGGAACAGAGAUUUGCAGAACUUAAUAAUUUCAAGUUGGGAAAAACAAAGGUGUUGAUUACUACCAAUGUGUUGGCACGUGGCAUUGAUAUUCUUCAAGUGUCAUUGGUCAUCAAUUAUGAUAUGCCAUUGGAUGAGAAUGAACGACCCGAUCCAGUACUCUAUCUUCAUCGUGUUGGUCGUGUUGGUAGAUUUGGUAGAUCGGGUGUUGCCAUCUCACUCGUUGCCAAUGAACACGACAAGAAGAAACUAAUGAACAUAGCAGAACAUUUACAACGUCCAGUCAAAGAAUUGAAAAAAGAUGAAAUAGAACAAGUUGAUGAAAUCCUCAGAGGUUUAAAAGAUUUAACUCCUCUUCAAUCAAAAUAA
Messenger RNA from Cavenderia fasciculata, 1383 nucleotides. It is a transcript of the gene helC, whose product is annotated as DEAD-box RNA helicase. Gene Ontology annotation, molecular function: ATP binding; RNA binding; RNA helicase activity. Gene Ontology annotation, biological process: poly(A)+ mRNA export from nucleus. NCBI's taxonomy places the organism in Eukaryota, Evosea, Eumycetozoa, Acytosteliales, Cavenderiaceae. Bases 1 to 1383 code for a protein of 460 amino acids. The record is from RefSeq and is a predicted model, not a curated record. The transcript is spliced from 5 exons. Gene Ontology annotation, cellular component: cytoplasmic stress granule; nucleus.